AUGCACCCAGCUCUGGGCCACCCCCGCUCGGUCUCGUCCUCAUCCGGCUCCUUCCCACCGCUCCCAGCUGCCGCCCGGGCGCAGCCCCUCUUCCUCCGGGGGGGUUCCCCCCGUGGCGGGCGAGGCUCGGGCGACAGCAGCACCAGCACCAGCGCCUGUACCAGCCGGGGGGAGAGCAGCGGCAGACGCGGUGGGGGCGGUGGCUCCCCCAGCAGCAGCACCGGUGCGGAGCGGGAGGACGAGGACGAGAGCGUCAGUAUCAGCAAACCGCUGGUUCCGGCCGCCGCCGCCGCCGCCGCCACCGGGGUCCCGAGGCCCCUGGCUCAGGGAGGCGCCCCAAACUCUGACCCCGUAGCGUGCGCUGCUUCCUCCUCCUCGGCCGCCACCCCUUCCUCCACGCCCACCUCCUCCUGCAGCAUGACCGCGGUGGACUUCAGUGGGGGCACUGCCGGGGGCGUCGGGGGCCCUGGGGGCCGCUCGGCUGGGGCUGCGGGUGGCACGGGCCCCCGCAGCAACCCCUCCUGCUGUUCUUGCUGCUGCUGGUGUAGCCGCGCGGUCCCGCCAGACCGCAGAGGUCAGCGCCACAGCUGCUGCUGCGCCCCGGGUCUGGGGUGCCGUUGGGGCUACCAGGCGCUGUCCGUGGUGCUGCUGCUGGCACAGGGAGGGCUGCUGGACUUGUACCUCAUCGCCGUCACUGACCUGUACUGGUGCUCCUGGAUCGCCACUGACCUGGUGGUGGUGGUGGGCUGGGCCAUCUUCUUCGCCAAGAACAGCCGGGGCCGUCGGGGCGGUGAGGCGAGCCACCACCAGCACCACCACCACGCUGCGCCCUCCCUGCACUUGCCGGCCUCCUCGGCGGGGGCUGCGGCCGGGGCCAAGGUGCGCGCGGGCCGCGGGGGCGCUGGAGGUCCAGGCGGCGGCCCAGGCGCGGCCGCGGCGGUGGGCGAGUUCGCCUUCGCCUACCUGGCCUGGCUCAUCUACUCCAUCGCCUUCACGCCCAAGGUGGUGCUCAUCCUGGGCACGUCCAUCCUGGACCUCAUCGAGCUGCGCGCGCCCUUCGGCACCACGGGCUUCCGCCUUACGAUGGCGCUGUCGGUGCCUCUGCUCUACAGCUUGGUGCGGGCCAUCAGCGAGGCGGGCGCUCCCCACGGCUCCACGGGCCCCUUGGUCCUGCAGCCCCAGCAGCACCGCGCUGCCGGCUGCUUCCUAGGCACGUGUCUGGACCUGCUCGACAGCUUCACCCUGGUGGAGCUGAUGCUGGAAGGCCGUGUGCCACUCCCCGCACACCUGCGCUACCUGCUCAUCGCUGUCUACUUCCUCACCCUCUCCUCGCCGGUGCUCUGGCUGUACGAGCUCAACGCCGCAGCCGCAGCCGCAGCCUUGUCCUGGGGCCAGGCUGCGGGGCCGGGCAGCUGCAGCCGCCUUCUGCGCCUGCUGGGCGGCUGCCUGGUGGACGUGCCCUUGCUGGCGCUGCGCUGCCUCCUGGUGGUGAGCUACCAGCAGCCUCUAUCCAUUUUCAUGCUCAAGAACCUCUUCUUCCUCGGAUGCCGCGGCCUGGAAGCCCUAGAAGGCUGUUGGGACCCUGGGAGUCAGGCUUACCCCGGGUGGGCCGCAGGGUGCUACGGCGCCCCGCCCUCUGCCCUGCCAGGUCCGCCACCACCUCAGGGAGGCUCCCAGCGGAGUCACUGUAUCUCGGAAAACGAGGCGGGGGCCCAUGGCUACGUCAACACCCUAGCUGUGGCCUCCCAGAAUUGA
This is a messenger RNA of Molossus molossus (Pallas's mastiff bat), 1755 nucleotides long. It is a transcript of the gene TMEM121B, whose product is annotated as transmembrane protein 121B. Bases 1 to 1755 code for a protein of 584 amino acids. The transcript has a single exon. The record is from RefSeq and is a predicted model, not a curated record. Lineage: Eukaryota; Metazoa; Chordata; Mammalia; Chiroptera; Molossidae.